AGAUACUAUAUCCAACCUGGCGAUACACUGUCGGGAAUAUCCCUCCGUUUCGGCUUCGAUGGCAGAAAGUUGGCACGUCUGAACAAGUUGCCUCCUAGUACCCUCAAUACAACACCUCACCUCCUUCACACGCGUCAAUUCCUCAAUUUGCCUUCAAACAUCUCCCUGCCAGCCACUCCUCCGCUACCUCCAGGAGAAGAGGAACGUAGGGCUCGAGAAAGAACCGAGAAACGAUUCGCGUUCGUAACUAAAGAAAUUGACUAUCGAAUUGCGAAAGCUUACGUUGCUCUCGCAGAACAAGAUGAUCACUCGAAGUCCGAAGUCAUGGCAAAGGAGGGUGGGAAAAGUGCAGGAAAUGUCGGUUCAUCAUUAGAAAGUCGAGCUGUGGAUGCCUAUUUGGAUGAUACUGAGUGGGAAGAAGAGGAAAGGAGGGACGGUAGGGGACCCUUCAUCCAGGAGUUUCCU
Messenger RNA from Cantharellus anzutake, 465 nucleotides. RefSeq lists its product as uncharacterized. The annotation marks the transcript as partial. NCBI's taxonomy places the organism in Eukaryota, Fungi, Basidiomycota, Agaricomycetes, Cantharellales, Hydnaceae. The transcript is spliced from 2 exons. The record is from RefSeq and is a predicted model, not a curated record.